Malaya genurostris is the source of this 8017-nucleotide messenger RNA. RefSeq names its product serine/threonine-protein kinase Tor (gene Tor). The coding region runs from base 358 to 7746 and encodes 2462 amino acids. Gene Ontology annotation, molecular function: protein serine/threonine kinase activity; protein-containing complex binding; protein binding. The record is from RefSeq and is a predicted model, not a curated record. Gene Ontology annotation, cellular component: TORC1 complex; TORC2 complex; nucleus. The transcript has 6 exons. Gene Ontology annotation, biological process: protein phosphorylation; negative regulation of macroautophagy; TOR signaling. Lineage: Eukaryota; Metazoa; Arthropoda; Insecta; Diptera; Culicidae.
UCGACAUGAGUGUAGCAAAUGUGUCAGUUCGUGUAAAUUUGGAAUAAAAACGGAAAAUAUAGCUGUAAAAAAUGUCGAAACCAGGUGAAAAUUGCUGAAAAAGGAAAACAAUACUUUCCUGCAUCGGGUGCGGGUGAAGUUUCACCCGUGAAAAGAAAAUCAGUGGCGAAAAACGCGAUUUUUACAUUGCGUUGUCAUUGAUCGUCCUGCUGCAGUGCGGUUACCAAUUUCAUCGAGUUUUUCGUUUUCGUCGAUUGUUAUUGUCCGGUUACACCGCUCCUCCCGCCCUCUUGUGUACAACAGCCGGUUUAUUUACAAAACAUUGCCAUUCGUAAACAAAAUCCGGUUGAAACAGCAAUGUCGAACAUAGUUCAACAGUUUGUUAACGGGCUGAAAAGCCGUAACAAGGAUGUUCAAAAUAAAUCUGCCCAGGAGUUAUCGCUUUAUGUCAAAACCGAACUACGCGAAAUGCAACAAGAUGACCUGUUGGCUUUUUUCGAGGAUUUCAAUCAUCACAUCUUUGAAAUGAUAUCCAGUACGGAUACGAAUGAUAAAAAAGGAGGGGUUUUGGCUAUAAAUUGUCUUGUCAGCGGAGAUGUGGUCAACACUACGACCAGGAUUUCACGCUAUUCCAACAAUUUGAGAAACCUUAUGCCAGCGAGUGACAUUUGCGUAAUGGAGUUAGCUGCGAAGGUGUUGGUCAAGUUGGCAUUACUGCCAGGUUCAAAAGGGGCCGAGUCGUUCGAGUUCGAUAUCAAGCGAGCGUUCGAAUGGUUGACGGAGGAACGUACCGAAGGAAAGCGCCAUGCAGCGGUACUGGUUUUGCGCGAAUUGGCAGUCGCUAUGCCGACUUUUUUCUAUCAGCAAGUGGGAAGCUUCUUCGAUCAUAUUUUUGUGGCCAUAAAAGACCCAAAACCAAUGAUUCGCGAGGGUGCCGGACAGGCUUUACGGGCGGUACUCAUCGUAACUUCGCAGCGAGAAGGUACUAAGCAGAACAAUAAUCCACAGUGGUACAACCACUGCUAUGAUAGUGCGAUAGAUUGUUUCAAUGAGCUUCCGACACGAGAGAAAGGAUUCAACCGAGAUGAUCGCAUCCAUGGUGCACUGAUCGUGUUUAACGAAAUAUUGCGUAGCUCGAACUCUGCUUGGGAGAAAAAGUACAUGCAGCUGGAGAGCCUAAAUGUUGAUAGACGAACUCGCCAUGUAGAUGACAGUCAUGGAAUAUUCCCACGCAUUCGUGUUCCUUUUAUGGAAAAGCUUAGUGGAGGACAUAAUUCUAACAGUUCGGGAUAUUCGUCACGAUACAACGAUGGUAGCGAUGUGAAAUUUUUCCGUCAGAACAGUUCCAUACAAGAGUCGGCGAUCUGCCGAAAUCUUGUUAACGACAACUAUGAACUGAUUUGCCAGAAAGUGUUAGAACAGCGAAACUCCAAAUCAUUGUACGUCAUUCAAUCGUUGCUGACAAUAUUGCCCCGGUUGGCGGCCUUCAAUCGUCGUGAGUUUGUUGCCAACCAUCUGAAGACCGUUGUGAACUAUUUGCUUGCAACGUUGAAAAGUAAAGAGAGGGAACGAAAUUUGGCUUUUGUGACACUCGGUUACAUUUCUGUCGCGGUCGAGAAGGAAAUCGAGCGUUAUAUCAAACGGAUCAUGGAAGUUGUAACGGCGGCGCUUCCCCCGAAGGACACUCCUAGCAAGAAGAAGGUAUCCAUUGAUCCGUCCGUGUUUAUGUGUAUCACUCUGUUGGGACAUGCGCUGAAAAGUGCCAUCACAUCGGACGUGAAGAACAUUCUGGCAUCGAUGCUAUCGACGGGACUAAGUACGGGGCUGACCGUGUGUCUACACGAACUGUGCGAAAAUGUUCCGCAGGUCAAGCAGGACAUUACCAGCGGAUUGCUGAAAAUUCUUUCCUGCGUACUGAUGAAUAAACCAUUGCCCCACUGGCUGCCGAGUCGAACACAAGCGGCCAUCAACACCAACGUGUACGAGCAGCAGAUUCAGGAUACACCGACAACCGUGCUGGCGCUACGUACACUCGGAACGUUCAACUUCGAAGGUCACAGUCUGUUACCGUUUGUGCAACGAUGUGCCGAUCAUUUUCUCGUCAGCGAACAGCAGGAAAUAAGAAUAGAAGCCGUUCAAACGUGCACGCUUUUGCUGAAAUUGGCUCUGCAAUCGGUGGAUUCGGCGGAUGGGUCGGAAACGCUCACUCAAACGGUCGGUAAUGUGCUGGAGAAGAUACUGAUCGUUGGCAUCACCGAUGUUGAUCCCAACGUGCGUCUGAGGGUAUUGAAAUCACUCGAUGACAGCUUUGAUUCACAGCUCGCUCAACCUUGGUUUCUGAGUUCUCUUCUAAUCACGAUGAACGACGAGGUGUUCGAAAUCCGUGAACUCGCGAUUAUUAUCAUCGGCAGAUUGUCGGCUAUCAAUCCGGCAUAUGUGAUGCCCAGCCUAAGGAAGACGAUGGUGCAGAUUUUGACCGAAUUGGAACACUCCGGAAUGAGUCGAAACAAGGAACAGAGUGCUCGGAUGUUGGAUCACUUGAUUGUCAGUACGCCCAGAUUGAUUUCAUCCUACAUGAGACCGAUUCUGACAAUACUGGUACCGAAAUUGAAGGAACCGGAAUCGAAUCCCGGCGUGGUGCUCAAUGUGCUUCGAGCUAUUGGAGAUUUGGCGGAAGUAAACGGUGGCCAUCAGGUAUUGGAAACUUGGUCGGACGAGUUGUUGGCCACACUGUUGGAAAUGUUGAGUGAUGCGGGUUCAACUGAGAAAAGAGCCGUUGCCCUGUGGACUCUGGGACAGUUGGUCAGUGCCACUGGUCAAGCCGUGGCACCUUACCACAAAUAUCCCAAUUUAAUUGAUAUUCUGAUCAACUUUCUGAAAACCGAACAACAAUCCUAUGUCAGACGAGAAACCAUCCGGGUUCUCGGUUUGCUGGGAGCACUUGAUCCGUACAAACACAAAAUGAACCGUGGGCUGAUCGACAUUCAAACGAACAACAUUUUGAUCUCCAUAUCGGACUCCAAGACGGACGAGUAUUCGGAUCUAUCCACGUCGGAAAUGUUGAUAAACAUGGGUAAUCAACUGGAGGAAUACUACCCGGCGGUUGCCAUCUCAACGCUGAUGAAAAUUUUGCGUGAUCCAACGCUGUCCCAUCAUCACAUCAGCGUUGUUCAGGCUAUCACUUUCAUCUUCAAGAGUCUCGGCAUCAAGUGCGUACCCUAUCUGUCGCAAGUUCUUCCCAGUUUGCUGGGAAAUAUUCGCAAUGCCGAAAUGAAUCUGAAGGAGUUUCUGUUCCAGCAGUUGUCGAUUCUGAUCGAAAUCGUCAAGCAGCAUAUUAUCAGCUUCAUGGAAGAAAUCUUCCAACUCAUCCGAACCUUCUGGAACAGUAACUAUCCGCUGCAAUCGACAUUGAUUAAUUUGGUGGAAAAAAUUGCCAUCGCUCUCGGGUGUGAAUUUAAAAUCUAUCUGCCGCAGUUGAUGCCGCAAAUUCUUCGCGUACUGUUGCACGACAAUUCCGCAAAUCGAACGGUCACGGUGAAGCUGCUAAUGGCUCUGCAGAAGUUCGGUAACAACUUGGAUGAUUAUUUGCACCUCAUCAUUCCGGCCAUCGUGAAACUGUUCGAACCGAUUGACAUUCCUUUCGCCGUAUCGCUGGCAGCACUGGAAACCAUCAACUAUUUGGCAGAAAUCUUGGACUUCACCGAUUUCUCGUCUCGCAUUAUUCAUCCCUUGGUUCGCGUACUGGACAACCAUCCGGGGCAGCUUCAAACGGCCGCACUGCAAACGCUCUGUUCGAUUAUGAUUCAGUUGGGUAAGAAAUAUCUUGUUUUUGUCCCAUUGGUCAAUCGAGUUAUGAUCAAGCAUAAAAUCUCCUACACCGAGUACAACAAACUACUCACGAAGUUACAAUCGAGCACCACGCUGGCACUGGAUGACGAGUUUCGUUUGCGUCAGGCACGUUUCAAAAAUCGGGAAAUGUCACUGGCCAGUGAUACGACCAUUCGCAAACUGAACGUUUCAACGGUCGAUCUUCAGUUGGCAUUCAAAGCGAAUCGUCGGGUAUCGAAAGACGACUGGCUGGAGUGGCUCCGUCGGUUGAGCAUUGGUUUACUGAAGGAAUCGAAGAGUCCGGCUUUGCGAUCGUGUCGUACGCUGGCACAAAACUAUCCGCAACUGUUGAAAGAUUUGUUCAAUGCCGCAUUCGUUAGCUGCUGGACCGAUCUGCCGGACAAUCUGAAGGAAGAGUUGUCAUCCAGUUUGCAGCAGGCUUUGCUGGUACCCGACCUACCGGAGAUCACCCAGACCAUACUGAAUUUGGCCGAAUUUAUGGAACACUGUGAGAACGACACCCUCCGCAUUGAUCCGAAGAUCUUGGGUGAGAGAGCGAUGGAGUGUCGGGCCUAUGCGAAGGCUUUGCACUACAAAGAGGAAGAAUUUCAUAACAUGAAAGAGAAGGAUCAGAGCGUAUUCGAAUCGUUAAUACUGAUCAAUAAUAAACUGCAGCAGAAAGAAGCGGCCGAAGGUUUGCUGGAGUUUGCGAUGGAACAUAAGAGCGCUACGGAAGAGAUGAAGGUGCAAGUUCGGUGGUACGAGAAGUUGCACAGUUGGGAGAAGGCGUUGAAUUUGUAUGAAGAAAAGUUGAAGAUCAAUGAAGAUGAUCUGGAAUCGAGACUGGGUCAGAUGCGUUGUUUGGAGGCACUGGGCGAGUGGUCUUCGUUGAAUACGCUAACCAAGGAUAAAUGGGAGUCACUGGGAACCGAGGGACAAUCCAAAGCCGGUAGACUGGCGGCAGCCGCUGCCUGGGGUUUAAAGGAUUGGGAAGGAAUGCAGCAGUUCAUCAAGUUCAUCCCGGAAGAAACACAGGAUGGUUCGUUCUAUCGAGCCGUUUUGGCUAUUCAUCACGGAGAGUACGAAUUGGCACAGACACUGAUUGAUGACACGAGAGAUUUGCUAGACACGGAACUAACGGCCAUGGCGGGUGAAUCUUACGAGCGGGCCUACGGUGCCAUGGUUUGCGUUCAGAUGCUCGCUGAGUUGGAAGAGGUGAUUCAGUACAAGUUAAUCCCCGAACGCCAGGAAACCAUCAAAUCCAUGUGGUGGGAUCGUCUGUUGGGAGGCCAACGGCUCGUCGAAGAUUGGCAACGCAUCCUUCAGGUACACUCGCUGGUAGUUCAUCCCGCCAACGACGUUCGUACGUGGUUGAAGUUUGCCUCGCUAUGCCGCAAAAGUGGCUCACUGAAGUUAUCCGAGAAAACACUUGUCAAUCUACUGCGGUAUGACCCGUCGCAGUUCCCGAAUCAUCCGUUGGAAUAUCUGGAACCGGACAUCAGCUUCGCUUACACCAAACACACGUGGAUGGCCGGUGAACGGCAGCAGGCUUACGAUCAACUGAAACGGUUGGUAAAAAACAUUAGCAAAGAAGGUAAUUUCCAGGACGAAAAGAUUGAUAAUCCGGACGAAAAGGUAGAGAAUGGCCGUCUGCUGGCUCGUUGCUACAUGAAACUGGGCCAGUGGCAAAACCAACUGCAAGGUCUGAACGAGCAGUCAAUCGAAGGCAUUCUGGCUUGCUACAAAAAAGCUACCAUCCAUGAUUCCAACUGGUACAAAGCGUGGCAUUUGUGGGCUUACAUGAAUUUCGAGGUAGUUCAAAAUCAAAAGCAACUGGAAGAUCUGCAGAAGAAUCCGGGUGGUGAUAAGGAGAAGUGUAUGAUUCGGCAGUAUGCCGUCCCGGCUGUCCAAGGUUUCUUCCGUUCGAUUAAUCUAUCGCAUGGCAAUUCUCUGCAGGACACUCUCCGGCUGUUGACUCUUUGGUUCGAAUACGGUCAGUAUCCGAUGGUGUUUGAUGCUUUGGUCGAGGGAACGCGACUGAUCGAGAUCAACACCUGGUUGCAGGUGAUUCCGCAGUUGAUUGCACGAAUCGACACUCCGCGGAAUUUGGUUGGAGAGUUAAUUCACCAGCUGUUGAAUGACAUCGGUAAGUCUCACCCGCAAGCGCUAGUCUACCCGUUGACGGUGGCAUCCAAUUCCGCAUCGAAGGCACGGCGUCAAGCCGCUCACAAAAUUCUCGGUGCCAUGGGUGAACAUUGUCCGAAACUGGUCAGUCAAGCUAUCAUGUGUAGCGAGGAGCUGAUCCGGGUAGCAAUUCUUUGGCACGAACAGUGGCACGAGGGGCUGGAGGAAGCUUCCCGGCUGUACUUUGGAGAUCGCAACAUCAAAGGUAUGUUCGAAACGUUGGAACCGUUACACGAGAUGUUGCAACGGGGUCCGCAAACUCUGAAGGAAACCUCCUUCAACCAAGCUUACGGAAGAGAUUUGAAUGAGGCGCAGGAGUGGUGUAAGCAUUAUAAGAACUCCAACAAUAUCCGAGACCUCAACCAAGCCUGGGAUCUGUACUAUCACGUGUUUCGGCGUAUUUCCCGGCAAUUGCCGCAACUGACCUCGCUAGAGUUGCAGUAUGUCAGUCCGAAGCUUUUGGGCUGUCGUGACCUGGAACUGGCGGUCCCCGGAAGUUACGCUCCGUAUCAGGAGUUGAUUCGUAUCGCCAGUAUUCAAUCCAAUCUACAGGUUAUUACAUCCAAACAGCGACCUCGGAAGUUGUGUAUUCGUGGUUCGAAUGGUAAAGAGUAUAUGUUCCUGUUGAAAGGUCACGAGGAUCUACGGCAAGACGAACGGGUCAUGCAGCUGUUUGGGCUGGUCAACACUUUGCUGCUGAAUGAUCCGGAUACGUUCCGAAGGAAUUUGACGAUUCAAAGAUACGCGGUCAUUCCGCUUAGUACCAACUCUGGACUUAUUGGCUGGGUGCCACAUUGCGACACCUUGCACACCCUGAUUCGAGAUUAUCGUGACAAGAAGAAAACGAUGCUCAACAUCGAGCACAGAAUAAUGCUGAGAAUGGCUCCGGACUACGAUCACCUGACUCUAAUGCAGAAGGUAGAAGUGUUUGAGUAUGCUCUAGACCUAACCAAAGGAGACGACUUGGCCAAGCUGCUGUGGUUGAAGAGUCCCUCGUCGGAGGUGUGGUUCGAUCGGAGAACUAACUACACACGAUCGCUGGCUGUGAUGUCAAUGGUUGGUUACAUUCUGGGGCUCGGUGAUCGACACCCCUCUAAUCUGAUGCUGGAUCGAUUGAGUGGUAAAAUUUUACAUAUAGAUUUUGGUGAUUGCUUCGAGGUGGCAAUGACCCGGGAAAAGUUCCCCGAAAAAAUUCCAUUCCGCCUCACACGAAUGCUUAUUAAUGCAAUGGAAGUGACCGGAAUUAAAGGUACCUACCGACGCACCUGCGAGAGCGUGAUGGUUGUGCUGCGACGCAACAAAGACAGUUUGAUGGCAGUACUGGAAGCGUUUGUUUACGAUCCACUGCUCAACUGGCGGCUGCUCGAUGCGGAUAAGAAUCGACGAUCGAAGAACGCUACCGACGUGGACAGUACAACCGAGAGUAUGGAAGAGCCAUUGGAUAUUUUGCCGAUAAAUGCGAGGAAUCUACGAAUGAUGGAUCCGAAUUCGAAUGCUGGUGGAGGCGGCGGAGAAGCCAUUGACCAGGGAAGUAAUUACGUGACAAACCCGGCCGAAGCCACUAACAACAAAGCGAGGGCGAUCGUCGAUCGAGUCAAGCAGAAGUUGACCGGAAAGGACUUUAACAAUGUGGAACCAGUUUCGGUGCAGCAGCAGAUAGAUUUGCUGAUUCGGCAGGCAACCAAUAACGAAAACCUUUGCCAGUGCUACAUCGGAUGGUGCCCUUUUUGGUGAACAUUGAGCGGAAAAUGUACACAUACAAAUUGUGCGAUGUUUCUUUGUAGUGUUAGGAUCGUUGUUUAAUUGACCAAUGCUUUAUGUAACUAAACAGUAGCUUGUAAUAAUAAUACGGAGUUAAAGAAACACAAACUUUAAUAUGAACAUUAUUAUUAUAAUUAUCGAGUAUCAUAUGUACGUGUAUGUACGGAAACCAAAAAAAAAUAUUUUUGGUUUUUGCUGUCGUUGCUGCUAAUAAAAUGGGGUUAGAUUUUUUUUGCGUCCUGUA